AACGUUUAAUGAAAGUAAAAAAAAAGUAACAAUUGCGAAGAAUGUCAAAAUUAUGCAUUAUUAUGUUUGCGCGAAAACGAUCAACUUGGCCUACUUUUGCAUCAUUCAUCGUCAUAUUGCGAAUCAACAAGUCUACUCGUUCAUAGGAAGUUUGCCUACCAAAUUGCAAUCUCAAGUCAGCUGUAGAGAGUUAUCGUAUGAGUUUAGGCAACAUUGACUGAAGUACAUUCGAUAAGUAUUACAAUUUGAUGCGUUAGAAAAAAGAAAAAUGAUUCUACAUAGAUUAAAUUUAUCGCACAUGUAAAUUUUUAUUGGGUCGACUUGCGAAGUGAUUCAUUCAUUCAUGUUCUCAUUGUUCUGUACCGUACCCACGUUUGCAUAUUUUAUCCUGUUUUUUCGGCCCAAAGCUGUAUUUUUUACUUGCAUGGACAGCAGAAUGAUCCCUUCAAGAUUCACCGAAACUAACGUCGGCGAUAUGUUUAUUGUGAGAAACGCGGGAAAUAUUAUUCCACAUUCGCAGCAUUUCUUGGAUGAACUAACAACAAAUGAGCCAGCUGCUUUGGAACUGGCCUGCGUUGUUAAUGAUAUUAGACACAUUAUUGUUUGCGGGCAUUCCGAUUGCAAGGCAAUGAAUUUGCUUUAUCGUUUAAGAGACGAAGAAUUUGCAAGCAAAGACAAUAGACGAAUUUCUCCUCUUCGUGCGUGGUUGUGCACUCAUGCCAUGUCGUCGUUAGAUAAAUAUCGGCAAUUAGAAUUAGCUGGAUUCGAAUCGCCAUUAAUUUUUCAAUCGGAAACACCUAUGAGGAAAGUUGUAGCUUAUAUUGAUCCAGAAAAUAAAUUCACCAUAGAAGAUAAACUAUCUCAAGUUAACUGCCUGCAACAAAUGCAAAACAUAGCUAGCUACGGUUUUCUGAAAAAGAGGCUGGAAACGCACGAUUUACACAUUCACGCUUUAUGGUUCGAUAUUUAUACCGGUGAUAUUUAUUAUUUUAGUAGACAACGCAAACGAUUCGUCGAAAUAAACGAAAAUACGUUGCCAUCGUUAAACGAAGAAGUACUGAAAUACUAUUCGUAAUUUUUUUCAAAAAAUUGUAAAUAUUGUGAAUUUGUGAUACAUUUAAACGCAAGUCUGAAUACCUAAUCAAGGAUUGUUGUAUCAAAAAUCUACUUAUAAAUAUGUACUUAUUAAAUUUAAUUAAGUUUUUGUUUCCA
Messenger RNA from Planococcus citri (citrus mealybug), 1212 nucleotides. It is a transcript of the gene CAHbeta, whose product is annotated as carbonic anhydrase beta. Lineage: Eukaryota; Metazoa; Arthropoda; Insecta; Hemiptera; Pseudococcidae. The transcript has 5 exons. Gene Ontology annotation, molecular function: carbonate dehydratase activity; zinc ion binding. The record is from RefSeq and is a predicted model, not a curated record. Bases 344 to 1075 code for a protein of 243 amino acids.